AUGGUUCAUAAAAAGAAUAAAAGAUAUAUUCAAUCCACACCAUCUGCAACUUCAGCAUCAGCUAAUGAGACUCAGUCCAAAAGUGUAACAGAACGGAUACAGAAUUAUGAGAACUUAUUCGUCAAGCUCAAAAAUCAAAGCAAUGUUCCAAGAGAAAAAGCAUAUCACGCCUUAAUUAGAGAACUCUUUAGUAUGAAGGCAUUUCGUGAUGCAUCCAUGAUCUUAGUUCUGAGAGAAGGCAAACCAUCUAUUAUGUAUAAAGAAGUACCAUACUAUAGUAUAGACGCUUUUCUCACGUAUUUAGAGUUAGCAUCAAGAAAUCCACCAAGAAAUCUGAAUCCCAACGAACGUCGUCCGUUCUCUAUUAGAGACAAACCUUAUGAUGAGUUGAAACUUCUAUAUUCUUCAGUUUGGAACCUUUUAAACUUUCUAAAAUUCCGUUAUAAAGAAGAAAAUUGGACAGCGAAUAAACAGAAGGAACACAAUUGUUAUGUUAUGACCUUGGGCAUGAUAGCAGGCACUGGAUUAAGCGAAAUACGACCUAUGGCAAUUUCAGCUCUGAAUACCUUUACAGAUGAGGCAAAUACUAAAGAAGUAAAUGACUUCUGGCAAGACGUUGAAAAAGAGAGAAAUAUCAAGGAAUACGAAACUAUUAUCGAAAAUUUGGAUUUAAUAAUCUCAAAUCACUUAGAUGGCAUUCACCGUGGAACGUAUAAUGAUUACGUUAGAGAAGUGGGAGAACGGCGCAGGCAGGUCAUGAAGCGCACUUCCGAAAAUUGUGAAGAUAUGAAUAAUUUGGAACAAGUCAAGCGAACAUCAAAAAAAAAUACGAUCCCAAAAAAGCGUGCUAAUUAUACCACGGCCAAAAGCACCAAGAAAAUGAAAGUCACCAAUGGUCCCUCCGUGUCUUCUUCCUCUACAAGUGAACACGACACUGAAACUAUCUCAGAAGAGAGCGAGCUAGAAUCUAUUGAUGCAGAAGAGGAAAUCAGAAAACUUACUCAGAUAUUCGGAAUAAGUUGCUCAAAAUCUUGGUUGCACGCCAAGAAAAAGACAAAGUCCGGAAAAGAUUAUAUGACGUCAAUCCAUCUCAACGGAAUAUUAGAUUUCUCUGAAGACGUGAUGCAUGAGAAGGUAAAAAAGUCUUUGGACAUUAGUCAAUUUACUUGGCUUGAAGAAGUUCUUCGAAGAAAGACUUGGAACCCGAUUCCCGAAUUUUCACAGUAUAUUAACCAAUUUACCGAGGAUGAAUGUACCCGAGCUAAAAUUCCAACAAUCGUUCGCAAGUCCUGUAUUAUCGGAAGGUUUGAUCCUAUCUACUAUGAGGCACAUGAUGUUACCCAACAAAUACUAACACACUUUCUUACAACUACGAGUAGCUCCGUUCGCCUGGAACCAAUUAGGGUUGAAUCAAAAAACCUUGAUCUUGAGAGAACGUAUGCUAUAGAUACUACCGUGUACAUUUUAAAUCGACUGUUCAGAAUGCAUCAGGAUGUGUUGGAUGUCGGAUGGAUCGAGUUAACCACUCCUGACACAAAAAAACACAAGAUUGACGGAAUUUUCAAGGUAAUUAAGACAACGAAGAAAAGUCAAGCGAUUAUUAUUGUAGAGUUUUCAUUCGCUAGAAAGGCACCUGAAACAAAAGAAGAUGGUGACCAAGUCAAAUUAUGUCGAAAUUCCAUGCGAAUUUUGAAUAAGAUAUUAUUACAAGGUGUGCCUAAGGAUAAAGCACGUGUCUAUUUAAUACAAGCUGUCAAUGGCGACAUCAUCAUUAAGUAUUUAGUUCGACCUUUACCGUCAAUAUACAUACUUCAGCAAUUUAUACGUAUGAAAAUACCUGUGUCAUUUGACGACUUUGAGCAGUUUGCGAAAGAUAUGGUGGACUUGAUGAGUUGGCAGGCAGAUGUCCUGUCAACUAUUAAAGGAAUAAAUAAACCCACAACUAAAUAUAAACAUAUUCACACAACAACAGUACAGGAUACACCGGUAAAGGUAAAGAAAGCGGAAGAACAAAAGCCUUCGUCUCCGUGUCCCGGUGGAUCACCUUCAGAACUACCACCAUUAAUUUAA
Messenger RNA from Funneliformis caledonium, 2070 nucleotides. The record is from the annotation of a GenBank genome assembly. NCBI's taxonomy places the organism in Eukaryota, Fungi, Glomeromycota, Glomeromycetes, Glomerales, Glomeraceae.